GGCGUGCUACCUAAUCACAACAACAACAACAACAAAUAUGGCGAACAGAACGGUGAAAGAUGCUCAUUCAAUUAAAGGCACAAAUCCCCAGUAUUUAAUUGAGAAGAUUAUUCGAACAAGAAUAUAUGAAUGUAGAUACUGGAAGGAAGACUGCUUCGCUCUUACAGCGGAACUUCUUGUUGACAAAGCCAUGGGCCUGAAGUAUGUCGGUGGAGUAUAUGGAGGCAACGUCAAGCCAGCACCAUUUCUGUGUUUAUUGCUCAAGAUGUUACAGAUCCAGCCAGAGAAAGAUAUCAUUGUAGAGUUUAUCAGAAAUGAAGACUUCAAAUAUGUUCGAGCUUUGGGAUCAUUGUAUAUGCGUUUAACAGGAUCUUCUAUAGACUGUUACAAAUACCUCGAACCUUUGUAUCUUGACUACAGAAAACUGAAAAGACAGAAGAAAGAUGGAUCUUUUGAAUUGAUUCAUAUGGAUGAAUACAUUGAUGACUUACUGAGAGAGGAACGCAGUUGUGAUAUCAUAUUACCGAGAAUCCAGAAACGAAUGGUGUUGGAGGAGAGUAACCUUCUAGACUCGAGAGUGAGUGCCCUUGAUGAAGAUCUGGAGGAUAUGGAAACAUCAGAUGAAGAGGAUAUAAUGGAUAUAUACAAAGAAGCGGAGAAAAAGCGUUCAAGUUACAGAGAGACCGAGAAGUCAGCUAGAAGUCCUUCACCAAAGUCAGGUAGAGCUGCAUCACCACAUCAUAGGGACCGAGGUAGAAAAAGAUCAAGGUCAAAAGAAAGGUCUGAUAAAGACAAGAAAACAGAUAAAAGGCACAAAGAUGAAGACCGAAAACAUCGUAGUCACAAAAGUGGUAAAGAACACCGUGAGAAAGAUCGUGGAGAAGACAGACAUAAGGACAGACACAGAGAUCGCCAUAGAGAUCAUGGUUCUCGCAACAUGUCAAAGGAUGAUCUUGAUAUACAAGAAGCAAAUGAACUUAGAGCAAAACUUGGAAUGGCCCCCUUGAGGCCUUAAGUGUGGAUUGAAAAUGUUAUGAAUGAAUUUUCUUUGCCUGAAAGAACUGCAUGUUUUUAAGACACAGACACAUUUAGUUUAUAUCAACGUCCCAGAAAUAAAAAGUUGUAUGUUAAAGGUAGUACUUUUGAGAAGACUGUAAAAGCUAAAUGUUUUUACAGAUUACUCAACGAAACUAUUCAUAUCUAUAUUGUAACAUUAUAACGAACGCUUUUGUCAUAUAUUUAAUUGAGUUUAUGAUUUUCAUUCGUCACUGUUAAAAGGUUAUAUCUGUUACUUACAGCCUAUUAACUAUAUAAUUUUUAGCUUGACUAUUUGAAGAAAUUGAAUAGGGGAGCUAUCCUACUCGCGUCGGCGUGAGCUGAGCAUGUUAGCGUUAGCAUCACACAAAUGUGAAAGUUUGCCUACCACCCCAAAAGUCCAUUGAGAUAUUGCUUUGAUAUUUUGCAUACUUGUUAACCAUCAUGACCCCAGUCUGUAAAAAGGAGCAGACAACUCUAUCAAGCAUUUUGACUGAAUUAUGGCCCGUUUUUGACUUAGAAUAUGCUUAUUGUAAUGUUAAAGUUUGCGUACCACCCCAAAUAUUUUCAAAAUCCAUUGAGAUAUUGCUUUCAUAUUUUGCAUACUUGUUUAUCAUCAUGACUCCAGUCUUUAAACAGGAGCAGAUGACUCUAUCGAGCAUUUUGACUGAAUUAUGGCCCCUUUUCAACUUAGAAUAUGCUUAUUGUAAUGUUAAAGUUUG
Messenger RNA from Mercenaria mercenaria, 1757 nucleotides. RefSeq names its product pre-mRNA-splicing factor 38A-like. The coding region runs from base 38 to 1015 and encodes 325 amino acids. NCBI's taxonomy places the organism in Eukaryota, Metazoa, Mollusca, Bivalvia, Venerida, Veneridae. Gene Ontology annotation, cellular component: precatalytic spliceosome. The record is from RefSeq and is a predicted model, not a curated record. The transcript has 9 exons.